Magallana angulata is the source of this 4890-nucleotide messenger RNA. RefSeq lists its product as uncharacterized. The transcript is spliced from 14 exons. Bases 924 to 2639 code for a protein of 571 amino acids. The record is from RefSeq and is a predicted model, not a curated record. Lineage: Eukaryota; Metazoa; Mollusca; Bivalvia; Ostreida; Ostreidae.
UCUAUAUACAUAGAUAACGGAUGAUGUAUUAUUUACAAAAGCUUGGGUGAUAUAACAAAGGAUACUAUCGCCAUUGAACUCUCUGAACCCUGAAGGGUGAAGAACAAAAGGUUGGAAAAAGAAUUACUGCAAUCACGGCGAGAAAAAUGCUUGAUUGAAUUUUCACAUCCCUGGAAAUAGCGCUUGGUUGGUUGGUUCAGCCUUCAUAUUUGCUUCAGACAACGAUACAAGCGCAUCGGAGCGCGCGCGGUUGGAUAAAAUUUGUGCUGCCUAGGUCUUCGCAUCGAUAAGAGGGGAAAAAAGUAAUUUGGCCGUUCAGUCGCGUUUUAUAGCUGCUAAAUCCAGCAUCUUAUCAGAGACCCCUUGUAUCAGAUAUAUACCUACAGUACAAGUGUUAUUGUUUAUGCAAUGGACAAUCAUCGAUGGAAUAAUUUCUGGUGAAGCUGAAGAACUCGCCCGCUCUCUUUUACUUCUGUGUCCAAUCGCUGCGAAGAGAUUGUGGACUCUGCCAAUUUGCACUUUCUGCCUGAGGCGAGGAAGAGUUUUCAAUGAAAUAUUUCGCCGUGUCGCCUGUACUCCAUUUGUAAAAACCGAAUGUGAGAGAGAAGGGACAGGCGCAUAGUCUGUGUGUCAUCGCUGAAUGUGGAACAGGGCUAGGAUCCCCCAGUUCAUCGCAUUGUUUGGGGUACACAAAAGCGUGCUUUUGUCACAUGGUUUAAAAGACACCUCUUCUCGUGUGCGCUGAUGUGUGGCGGCUUAAACAAAAAUGUGGAACACACCUCCAAAUGUGUGACAGAACUUAGACGUGUAGAUUUCACUGUGGGAUAUAUAUUUAUAUGUUGUUAAUUUUUUCUGAUUUCUCUCAGUUUCAAAUUCGACCAGUGUGUAUAGCGUUGUGUGAACUGAAAGUACAGUGUUAAAACAUGGAGGUCCCCUUGUGGAAGUUUAUUUUAUCCAUACUCGUGUUCAUUACUCCAGCCUGGGCCUGCACGUUUCCAAAGGACUGGCAAGGGGCCUGGUACCAGAAUGUGUUUGGGGAGCUGACCAUAUCCGACACCGAAAUUUCCAGGAAAGGAGUUUGCACAGCAAACGUGGGAAAUAAAUACGUUGUCUAUAGCAGGGAACAAGAAUGCUACAGGUGUCUCGUAAUCUUUCCGUGGCACCAAAAUGUGAUCCAAUAUAAAGAGAGUUUUUGUCAAAGAGAGAAAUCGUUGGAGGUAGCUUGUCGGAGAAUCAAAGGGGACGAACCGCUCCAUACAAUUGUCAAAGUGCCUGGAAAACCUGAGACCUGUCCGUUUCAAGGGAGAUAUUCCUUUUCCUACAUGCAUAACGGAAAAGGACCUUGCAGUAACCCUCAGUCCGAAAUCCACGCAUGCGCUGACGAGUCUAAAUUUAAGUUUAUUUACAAAGCUUGCCCAGGAAUCCCAAACACUAAAGAAAGAGAAGUAUAUUUCCAAUGUUUGGCCACUUGGGAAAACGGCGAGAAAUAUUUGUAUGGCAGAUUUAGUGGGCCAGAGCUCUCAGACAGAGCCGAUAUGUACCGGUGUUUUAUGCACAGCCUCUUUGGUUAUGGGGGUGACAUGUCUAUGUCAGCUGAUGCCUCUUGUCAGGGUCUCCAGAGCCCAACUGUAGGGACGUCAACAUUGGCCCUAGAGAGGUUUCCUACUCCCGUCAUGCAAUGCAGAUUUCCAGAGGUAUUUGAAUACAGGAAAGUUUGGCGUGACCUCUCUGGAAGCACGCAGAUAGUCGUCGAUGAUCAAAUGCAGGUCAUCAGAAUUCGAGAUGCUUCCCAAAGUUACUCGCUAAAUUCCGACGAAAGCGGAAGUCAGGAAGUCAAACUUGUCAUGCGCUGUCGAACGUCUCAUGGAACCGGAGGAAUUCAGAAAUAUGUCGUUCACACGACGACAAGUGAAUGCGAGUCUAACUAUAGGUGCCUACUUAUAAAGAAGAGAGAUUCCGAAGGCAAAGUCUUGGAGAUGGAGCUAGGGCAGCCAUUUAAUGACGAGUUCACAGCUUGUGAUGACAGAACCUUCACAACCGGAGAUAAACGGAUAUUGAUUGGUGAUGACGUCAAGCCAACAAAUUGUCCCGUACAGGCUGCUGGCAGCUUUGGGUUCACAGACAAAACUUCCGACUGCAAAGGCCAGUUCAUCAUUGGAUGCAGUUCACCGCAAGAAAUUGUCAUACAGAAAAAAUGUCCCAUAAACCUUGAAUCAGUGAACAUCUGGAGAUGCCUUUCCGAUUGGAAGGAAGGCAAUAACACCCAUUAUGUGAUGGUCCAGUCUCCAAAGUUACUCAAACCUGCCAUGUGCCUGUCUUUCACAAUAACCGACAACGGGAUUGAGGUGCAGGAGGAUGAAUACUGCAUGAGGAAGGCCACAGUCAGUAGAUCGUCCAUCAAUUACUUGCUGUUUCGACCUAAAGAAAAUUGCAAUCCAAACACGCAUUCAUCAAUCACGGAAACCCCGAGUGACAUGACGUCAGAUCGUACGAAAACGUCACCAGACAAAACGGGAGUUGAUCGUAUUCAGGGUUCAGAGGGCGUCAUAAACGCCGACAACGCCAGCAGCCGAAUCUCUGUUUUGCCUUGUGUUGUUUUAUUAAUAUCUUUUGUGACAAUGUUAUGCUUUGGUAGGUGAUAAUUGAACUCCCCCAAAAACAGUUCUCCUUCUUUCUCGAAAUGCCUCGUCCCCACGUGCUGUUCUAUAUGUGACUUCAUUCCAUAACAAUUCACAUGAUACUAAGUAUCGGACCAAUCCGCAUCAUCCUUUUAUCAUAGUUUCGGUUCCAAGCCGAACACAAGUGAAGGACUGCAUGUUAAACAGCAUAAUAUUUGAGCAUUUGAAUCUGAGAAGAAACUUCUGUAAGCAAAUGACAUGAUCAACAAACUUUUAAACGUUGAGGACAUUUGCGUGAGGUGAAAGAAACAUAAAACAAACAAAAGGCAAAAUUAAAACUAGGAACUCUUGCCGUAUCAACUUGCCAAUAGUGCUAUCGGUGUGAGACCGGAAGUGGAAUCCAUGGAACAUUUGUGUGGUGUCCAUUGGAGGAUUUAUCUAAUUGUGAUAUAUUUAUAUUAUUUGUUUUCUUUUUUUUUUUUGUUUCGUGCUUUUAGUCCCAGAUUGGAUGGAACUAAGACACGGUGCUAAACCUAUUUAUGUUGUUGGAUCUCAUGGCAAGUUAUCAUCAGUAUGAAAUACAAACAACUCUUGUUCACUUCAUUAUCGCUGCUUUUUUGCCAUUCCUUCCAUGGAGUCUUACCUCUGUACACUGGGGUUUAAGUAAAUGUAAAAGCUUCUCAUUUAUAGAAUUUUUAAGCAACUAGAAUAUAUAUAGAGAUGUCAGAACAAGAAUUGUAGAUGAGAUUAAUUUUUUUUUUCAUUCAUUCAAGGAAAUACUCAACAACACAAUUGUAUGGCACUUCAUUUUCAUUUUUUUAUAUAAAUUAUUUCGAGGUUUUUCGAAAAUUAACUUAAAAGAAUACUAAAGUGAGAUUAAUUUUUUUGAAAAAUGUUUGGAGGAAAAAUACUCAUUUAGGAUAAAUAUUUACAAGAUAACACAACGAGGACGCCAUUGGACAUUCCUGGAAUGUUUGACGGAAUGGAGAAACUAUCUGUGUGCCGUGUUUUUGGAACACCCUUUACAUUCCCUUGUUCAUUCAUCUUUACAGUUAAUAAGAAAAUAUUCAUUUUUUGUCCAUUGAAAAACGGUCUUGUGUGCAAUAGGAAUAUCUGAGGCGAAAUUUUGCAUUGAAUAUUCAAUAUUCAGAAAUCGAAUUCUGUUUGGUUUCAUUUGAGCAUAAUACAUUGUAUAUACAUAUAUAUACAUACAUGAACCUGUAUUUCAUAUGCGGUAACUUACAAUAUUGUCACAUAUUUUUUGCAACGAAGAACUUUUGAGUUACCAGUAAGUAUAUUGUGUUUUCCAGGUGUAUAAGUGGAGAGAUAGAAAAAUAGUUGGGCGUCGAUUGGUUGAUAGUUGAUAGGUGGUUGAUUGAUUGGUUGAUGAGAGUGUUCGGUUGAUAUCUUCUGUUAUGUAUAUGAAUGUGGUCGUUCCAAAUUAUAUAUUGUUUCGUAUGUUUGCCAUUCAAUUGUUAUACCGCUACAAUUUUUAGUUCUCUUUGGAUUUAGUAAACCUCGGGUGCAGGGUGGGGUCGAGAAUGAAAGUUAAGGCAGGAAAAGUUUACACGUGCUCCGACAAAUAUCAUUUAAAGUUAGGGAAAACUAUUAGCCUUCUUUUAAAAAUGCCGGUAUUAUUUUAUACGGAGGAGUGGGUAUUUUUUUGCUUUAAUUUCAAAGGACAUUAGAUCACUUUAUUUUCUUCAAACUCCUAAAGUGUGUUCCGUUUCUAUAUCUUAGAAUCCAAUGGAAUUCUAUAAACUAAAUUAUUAUGUAAUGUCACUAAUGUGAGUAUAUAUAUACUUAAGUCAGUAUGGAAGGUGUUUCUUUAUAUAAUUUCCCUUUUUCUGCAAUCAAAUUUGACUCAAAGCCACAGUAUUUGAUAAAUAUAAGUAUUUUGAAUAUAGAUACUGAAUUUUUUUCUCGUUGAUUUUGUUUAGUUUUUUUUAAGUCAUUAUUUUGUUUAACCAAAGAUUUUUAUGCUUCUUGUAAGUGUUAAGAAAACCGCCAUUGUAUAAUUUUGGUGUGUGCAUUAAAUCUUCAGGAUUUGCAAGGAGCUUAUACAGUGCCAAUAAUAUGUAUUUGAAUGAAUGAAAUGAAUUCAUGUUGUAUUUUUAAAAAAAAAAUAAAUGAUUGUUUUAACAGAGGAUGGCAAGACUUUCAUUUUUGUUGUUGAAACAUAGAGAAUAUGAAUAAUGAAAGUUGUGACAACAAAUUGAUAUAUUGUAAUAUUGUACAUUAUGAAAAUGAAAAAUAAAUAAAAUACAGUUAU